GGUCCACAUCUCUGCAUGCCCUUCGCAGGCUAGAGUGAGAUGGUCUGACACUCAGCCUCCUUUCAGGACCCCCAUUCUGUCUUGGGUCAUUAGACAUACAAAGCCUGCCUCUGCAGUCUCAGGGCUCUGAAACACCCUUUCUGAGAUUUUCUUUUCCCCAAGCUCUAUCUCUGGCGCCCUGCCUGGUUACCGUGGAAACAGGUUCCUCUGCGGACAAAGGAGGGAGCUGGUCCUGCUUCUUCCUGGUCCUGUAGAUGAGGAUUUUUAGACCGUGGAGACUGCGCUGCCCUGCCCUGCACCUGCCAUCACUCCCCGUGUUCUCGAUCAGGUGCAGCUUACCCUCCCUCACCACUGACACUGACGAGACCAUGUGUAAAAGCGUGACCACAGGUGAAUGGAAGAAAGUCUUCUAUGAGAAGAUGGAGGCAGCAAAGCCGGCUGACAGCUGGGACCUCAUCAUAGACCCCAACCUCAAGCACAAUGUGCUGGCUCCUGGAUGGAAGCAGUACCUGGAAUUGCAUGCCUCAGGCAGGUUCCACUGUUCCUGGUGCUGGCACACCUGGCAGUCGCCCCAUGUGGUCAUCCUCUUCCACAUGUACCUGGAUCGUGCCCAGCGUUCAGGCUCGGUGCGCAUGCGCGUCUUCAAGCAGCUGUGCUAUGAGUGUGGCACUGCGAGGCUGGACGAGUCCAGCAUGCUGGAGGAGAACAUCGAGACCCUGGUGGACAACCUCAUCACCAGCCUGCGCGAGCAGUGCUACGGUGAACCUGGCGGUCACUACCGCAUCCACGUGGCCAGCCGCCAAGACAACCGACGGCACCGAGGCGAGUUCUGUGAGGCUUGCCAAGAAGGCAUCGUGCACUGGAAGCCCAGCCAGAAGUUGCUGGAAGAGGAGGCGACCACCUACACUUUCAAGCCGCCACCCAGCCCCUCCAAGCCGCAAGCCGAGACGGGUUCUGGCUGCAACUUCUUCUCUGUCCCUGGUGCUUGUUUUGGGCCACGGUCCUACUGCUGAUCAUCUAUCUGCAGUUCUCCUUCCGCAGCUCAGUCUAAGAUUCUUUUCGUGGGCCCCAGGGAACUGUAGGGACCCGAGGCCAGGGGGCCAGCCAGCUAGUGGGAGGGGCGAAGAGAGACCAGGGAACAGGGUUAAGUUCUAACACUGAUGCCGCCACGGACUCAUUGGGUUCCUUGGGAAGAUCACCCAGCUUUUCCAUCUAUGAUAUCAUGGGGUUGGGCUAGAUCAUUGGUUUUUCCAAGUGAAACCCGGGGCCCCAAAUUUCUGCACAGGCGCCUCAGGGACUUUUGAAUUUGGAAGGCAGACUGAGUGAGUGGGUCUUCCGUCCUGGUGAAACCACCCACGCCCAACUCCUGCCUCCUCCUCCUGUUGCUUUACUCAGAACAGCUCCAUCUUGGAUGAAGCUCCAUUUAAAAUUUUGUUUUAAAAAAGAUGAACUGCUUUAAAAAAAGUUUGAAGAUUACAGGACUAGGUGAUCUCUAAAGGCCUUUCCACAGUGAUGAGUGCAUCCUUGUUUCCUUGUUAAGUCCCACCCCUAGCCCCUAUUAUCUCCAUCUGGAGCUGCGGCCUUAGAUUAAUGUCUGUGAGUGCACAAGCCUCAUCCACAGCUCUGCUUUCAUGUACACAACAGAAGUUCCUUAUGAAGAAAGAGAGGUGGGGUCACUAGGUUGUCCUUUUGCUGCUGGGUCCACAGGGUCCCUUGCUUCUCUUUUCCAGGCUCCCAGCUUCCAACUUCCUUUCACUCUGGGUGAAUUCUGGGGUCUACCUGGCUCAGAGAUGUUGUUUAGGGUGGAGCCCCAUAGAGCUAGGCUUCCCACCCGCUGUACUUGAACUGACAGAGAAUUUAGGGGAGGAUUAGAAGGUAGAG
This is a messenger RNA of Phyllostomus discolor (pale spear-nosed bat), 1881 nucleotides long. RefSeq names its product receptor transporter protein 1 (gene RTP1). Gene Ontology annotation, molecular function: olfactory receptor binding. Lineage: Eukaryota; Metazoa; Chordata; Mammalia; Chiroptera; Phyllostomidae. The transcript has 2 exons. Gene Ontology annotation, biological process: protein insertion into membrane; protein targeting to membrane; detection of chemical stimulus involved in sensory perception of bitter taste. The record is from RefSeq and is a predicted model, not a curated record. Gene Ontology annotation, cellular component: cell surface. Bases 255 to 1013 code for a protein of 252 amino acids.